AGUAGGCGUCAGUGCUGGCGGAAGGAGCUGGAAGCGGUGCCCGAGAGUCGCUGGCGGCGUCGGCCCCCGGAAAGAUGAUCCAGGCGAUUCUGGUGUUUAACAACCACGGGAAGCCGCGGCUGGUCCGCUUCUACCAGCGCUUCCCAGAAGAGAUUCAACAGCAGAUUGUCAGGGAGACUUUCCACCUUGUCCUUAAGCGGGAUGACAACAUAUGCAACUUCCUAGAGGGGGGAAGUUUGAUUGGCGGUUCUGACUACAAGUUGAUUUACCGGCACUAUGCCACUUUGUAUUUUGUGUUUUGUGUGGAUUCUUCCGAAAGUGAACUGGGGAUCUUGGACCUCAUUCAGGUUUUUGUGGAGACAUUGGACAAGUGUUUUGAAAAUGUCUGUGAGUUGGACUUGAUCUUCCACAUGGAUAAGGUACAUUAUAUCCUGCAAGAGGUAGUUAUGGGUGGUAUGGUGCUGGAAACAAACAUGAAUGAAAUUGUGGCUCAGAUUGAAGCUCAAAACAAAUUGGAGAAAUCAGAGGGUGGCCUUUCAGCAGCCCCUGCACGAGCUGUGUCUGCAGUGAAGAACAUUAAUCUCCCUGAGAUUCCUCGGAACAUCAAUAUUGGGGAUAUCAACAUCAAAGUUCCCAACCUCUCUCAGUUUGUCUGAGGACUGAAGGAGCAUUAGAUGGAUCAAGCAGAACUGAAUCUCUUUUAAAAGUCCAAGGCCAGACUGAUCAUGGAUCUGAGCAAAAUUUGAACCUUUUAGGAGCAUUAAGACCUAUGAUGUGAUCUCUUUUUUUUUUGGUCAGACUUAUAGGUGAGGGAUUAGGGAAAAGUCAGUGUCAUUAUAUCACAAUCUCUGUGCACAUAUCCAACAUGAAGUUCUUCAUUGCCUAUAGGUACAACAUUCAUGUAAGGGAUGCAUAUCCUUCCUAAGUAAGUCAGCUAGCAUUCUCAAAUUUCCUGCCCCACUUUCUUCUGCAUGCUGAAUCUCCCUAAGGGUGGUGGUUGUGGUUUGAGUUAGUCCCCCCCAGAUUCUGGUGGGGCCAAUGUCUAAAGCUCAUUAUUCUCAGUGCCACAAGAUUCUUGUGGUUAUUAUACCUUUCUGUUAGGUGCCAAGGAUUGGCUCUUUAGAUUCAGAUUCAGGAAAGCUGGCUUUCCUCUGAAGUCUAUCAGGAAAUGGUAGGGGUGGGGAAACUAAUUUUCAUAGUUUCAUAGAUUUCUGAAUCACCUGCUGGCUGGAUUAAGGUAUGGCCAAUAUUCUUCUGUCUAACCAUGUCUUUUUAUAGUAAAAUAACAUUUUCCUUCCAAGAAAAUAUCUUCUUAUUUGGCAAGAAUCCAAGAUAUGUUUUUUAUCUUUUAUGAAAAGUAUAUGGUCCGAAACAUGACAGCAGCUUAUCCAUUGUUCAUGGCUUAUCCCUGGAUUGACAAUGGAUUUACAGACAACCAACUUCUCAACAGAUGACAAAUCUAAUAAGCUCCCUGCCUUCGGAAUGAUCUUAGCUAAAAGAAUACUUUGGGGGCUGGGAGCCUUACUUUUGUAGCAGUUAAUGUGAAAUGAUAUUUGGAUUGUUUUAGGUUUAUAGUUCUCUUGUGGUCUUUUGUGAAGUCUUCUCUUGGUUAACCUUCACUUGGGAGUUCAGGGCUGAAUGUUGCUUCUACCUCCUCUAUAUCAUAAAACCAUUGCACUUCCAUAUAAAAGAAUAGAUCAGGGAUCAGGUAGAAGUGAAGGAGCUAUGUAUUUAUGGCAGGGAUCAGAGUGAGGAGUGGAAUUGUUCAAGGACUAUGGUGAGUAGUAUCAAAGUGACAGCUGAAUCCUAGGUUGAGGAUAAUCUAUUAAUGAGUUUAAAGAGGCCCUUCCUGAGUUUCAGGACAGGGUGUGUCCCUUUCCUUUCUGAUAAUAAAUAACCCUCCAUAACUAGUAUAUCUCCUUUUUUAUGAUAAAUUUAUUGCUAAACUGCCCAUAGUAAUAUCCAAAUUCAAAUUCCUAUCCCUCCCAAUUGCCUUUUCACUGGACCUGCUCAGAGCCUGUAACCUAGUUAUUUCAACAGCACACUAUCUUACCUGUGUGGUCAAACACAUCCUUUUGUCUUGUAAUAAAUCUUAAUUUAAGAGGAA
Messenger RNA from Sarcophilus harrisii (Tasmanian devil), 2107 nucleotides. RefSeq names its product AP-3 complex subunit sigma-2. Gene Ontology annotation, cellular component: AP-3 adaptor complex; intracellular membrane-bounded organelle; membrane coat. The record is from RefSeq and is a predicted model, not a curated record. Lineage: Eukaryota; Metazoa; Chordata; Mammalia; Dasyuromorphia; Dasyuridae. The transcript has 6 exons. Gene Ontology annotation, biological process: intracellular protein transport; Golgi to vacuole transport. The coding region runs from base 75 to 656 and encodes 193 amino acids.